Botrytis byssoidea is the source of this 1857-nucleotide messenger RNA. RefSeq lists its product as uncharacterized. The record is from RefSeq and is a predicted model, not a curated record. Bases 1 to 1857 code for a protein of 618 amino acids. The transcript is spliced from 8 exons. Gene Ontology annotation, cellular component: membrane. Lineage: Eukaryota; Fungi; Ascomycota; Leotiomycetes; Helotiales; Sclerotiniaceae. Gene Ontology annotation, biological process: transmembrane transport. Gene Ontology annotation, molecular function: myo-inositol:proton symporter activity.
AUGGCGUCAACGAAGAACCAAAUUGAUAAUGUCGACACUGUCGAGCAUGCUCAUCCAUCUACUCAUGUCGAUUUGAAUAAUAAUAUUACUGCCAAAAUCCAAAAUCCUUUAGCAGGUUUAUCAGAAGCUACCAUCAUUCGAGAUGUAGGAGAAUUUGCCCAAACCAACAACCUCAACCAUAUCCUUCCUUUACUAGAGAAAGGUGCUUUGAUAGCAUCCGAUCCAGAAAACUUUGAAAACGUAGGGAGAUUGAAUGAGGAUGAGAAAGUGGCUUUAAGAUAUGAAGCGGCGCAUAGAUGGAGCCAUCCAACGACGCUUUACUUGACAAUUAUUACCUGUUCUAUUGGUGCAGCUGUUCAAGGUUGGGAUCAAACGGGUAGUAAUGGAGCAAAUCUUUCAUUUCCACUAGAAUUCGGGAUUGGCCAAGGAGAUAACCCAGAUUCUCCAAAUCAUGAUCGUGAUAAUUGGCUUGUUGGUUUGGUUAAUGCAGCUCCAUAUAUUGGAUCUGCUUUCUUUGGUUGUUGGAUGAGUGAUCCAUUUAAUGCUUGGUUCGGACGUCGCGGUACCAUUUUCAUCGCGGCUAUCAUUUGUAUUUUUACUCCCAUCGGAGGAGCUUUCGCCAAGUCUUGGGAAACACUUUUUGCCAGUCGUAUAAUUUUGGGACUUGGAAUGGGUCUAAAGGGAAGCACAGUGCCAAUCUUCGCUGCGGAGAACAGUCCAGCUAUGAUUCGAGGUGCAUUGGUCAUGUCAUGGCAAAUGUGGACUGCUUUUGGUAUUUUCUUAGGAUUUGUUGCAAACUUGGUCGUCAUUGAUACAGGCAAGAUCGCAUGGAGACUUCAGAUUGGAUCUGCAUUCAUUCCAGCUCUGCCUCUUGCAGUCUUAAUCUAUUUUUGCCCCGAAUCUCCAAGAUGGUUGAUGAAACGAGGAGAAUACCAGAAGGCCUACAAGUCCCUUUGCCGACUCCGCAAACACGAUCUUUUCGCGGCUCGUGAUCUCUACUUCAUCGACUGUCAACUCAAAAUCGAAGCAGCAAUCGUUGGUAAAACCAACUACGUCAGUAGAUUCGUUCAGUUAUUCACCAUUCCGCGUGUACGAAGAGCGACUCUUGCAUCUUUCACCGUUAUGAUUGCUCAACAAAUGUGUGGUAUCAACAUCAUUGCAUUCUAUUCUUCGACCAUUUUCAGACAGGCAGGUGCUUCCGAAAAGAAUGCGUUGAUUGCUAGUUUUGGAUUCGGAUUGGUGAAUUUCGUAUUUGCCUGGCCAGCCAUUUGGACCAUCGACACCUUUGGUCGACGUUCCAAAGCGCAUCUUGGACUCAUCGCUACAUUUAUCUACAUAUUUGCUGCCUUUUAUUCACCAGGAGAAGGACCCGUUCCUUUCACCUACUCAGCCGAGGUGUUCCCCUUAUCACACAGAGAAGUUGGAAUGGGCUGGGCAGUUGCAACAUGUUUAUUCUGGGCCGCCGUUCUAUCGAUUUCUUUCCCCAAGAUCUUGGAAAGCUUCCAUCCCGUCGGAGCAUUUUCCUUUUACGCCGGACUCAACGUCCUCGCGUUCUUCAUGAUCUUCCUCUUCGUCCCCGAAACCAAACAACGCACACUCGAAGAACUCGACUACAUUUUCGCCAUCCCCACGCGUACAUUCAUGAAAUAUCAAAUCACCAAAACCCUCCCCUACUGGAUUCAACGAUAUGUAUUUUUCAACAAGAACGCAGUGCUAGAGCCCCUUUAUCGUUUCGACGAGACGGCGGAUUAUAGAGCGCCCGACACGAAACUUACAGGACACCCAGAACAGAUUGAGAAGGUGGAGAGGAGUAGUGAGGGAGAGAGCGCGGAGAUCACAUCGAGUGAGAAAAAUUAA